Molecule: messenger RNA, 447 nt
Organism: Penicillium canescens
Lineage: Eukaryota; Fungi; Ascomycota; Eurotiomycetes; Eurotiales; Aspergillaceae
Product: GNAT family N-acetyltransferase
Exons: 2
Molecular function (GO): acyltransferase activity, transferring groups other than amino-acyl groups
Source: RefSeq, a predicted model, not a curated record
GAGACCAGCGAAGUCAUCUUAAAAGUCGUAGACUCGGAUCAAGGCGCGAUUGUCGCGUUCGCGAAAUGGAAGUGUCCCACGUCUGCAGAUCGCGAUCGGCAUGAACGUGAGGAACCUGUGGUUUGGGCCCCUAGUUGUGAUGGGGAACUAUGCGAUCGUUUCUUUUCUGGUAUGGAGGAACUGCAUGGGAAGUGGAUGGGGGAUAGGCCGCACUAUUAUCUUGACAUGCUGGCUGUUCAUCCAUCUCAUCAGGGCCGUGGGCUGGCAUCGAAGCUAUUGAAAUGGGGCCUUGCGCAUGCUGAUGAAGAGGGAGUAGAGGUCUAUUUGUCUUCAUCGCCGGAGGGCAAGCCCGUGUAUGAGAAGUAUGGAUUCCAGGGCUUGGAGUCAUUUUCGCCAUUCCCUGGUUAUGUGCAAGUGUGUAUGUUGCGGCCGGUAAAGGGGCAAUGA